GUUGCAUGGGCAGUAAACAGUGGAUUUGUUCAGUAGGAGCAGGGACAGGAUAUGAUAGUUGUAUGAAAUGCUCUACUUUGUUUAUUCUCUUUGCAGUGUUGUAGAAAACAAACAAGUUUAACAUGAGAGACACCUCCUCUCAGACCUUUUAUUUGUUUUCAGACAGUCCUGUUUAAUAGCCUAACCUUUGUUGAACGGAUAGCGUUAUCAAUAGCCUAGACUACUGCUGGAUUACUUUACGAAAGAAAUAUACAUUUAGCUUGGUGUAUAUAUGCAAUCGGUUGGCUAUUUGUUUGCAUUGAAGUUGCGGUUUGGAGAACGAAGCGCAGAACUUGGUUCAAGGCGUAUGCCGCUCCGAUAAGUUACACGUGUUGCAAAGUACAAGGUUCUCUCAUGAGCCUACCUACCUACACCAGGUUACCUCAACAUUGGAGUUCUUCUUCAUAGGCCAAUCCGAUAUGAGUUGUGGUUGGUCCUAAAGCGCACACGUCUCUCCUCUUUUUGUGAAGAUAUCUAUUUUAUUUUAUAUUUUACAAGAUGUCGUGUCUUUUGCUUGGAGUUAUCAGAAGACGGGGUGGCGUGGGGGCAUCUGUGGGGGUCCGCUCCCUGGCCUCGAUCCCCUCUCUGCCCCCAGCGGUGGCUGACUUUGUGAAGGGGGCGGUGGAUGAGUGCAAGCCUGCCAAUGUGCAUGUGGUGACGGGGAGUGCAGAAGAGUCGGCCCACAUCCUAGCUGGCCUGGAGAAGGAGGGCAUGGUGAAGAAGCUACCAAAGUAUGAGAACUGCUGGCUGGCACGCACAGACCCCAAGGAUGUGGCUCGCGUGGAGAGUAAGACGGUGAUCGUCACCAAGAACCAGAGGGACACCAUCCCCACCCCCGGUGGGGGGGCUAAGAGCCAGCUGGGCAGCUGGAUGAGUGAGGGUGACUUCCAGAAGGCCAGGAAGGACCGCUUCCCAGGCUGCAUGGCAGGUCGAACCAUGUAUGUGAUCCCUUUCAGUAUGGGCCCGGUGGGCUCUCCGCUGUCUAAGUUUGGCGUGCAGGUGACGGACUCGCCCUACGUGGUGGCCAGCAUGGGCAUAAUGACACGCAUGGGCACCCCAGUCAUGGACAAGCUGUCACAGGGGGCAGAGUUUGUGCGCUGCCAGCACUCCCUUGGGCAACCUCUCCCACUGAAAGCUCCCCUGGUCAACUCGUGGCCGUGUAGCCCAGAGAAGGUGCUGAUCUCCCACCUGCCAGACACCAGGCAGAUCCUGUCUUUCGGCAGCGGCUACGGAGGCAACUCUCUGCUGGGCAAGAAGUGCUUCGCUCUGCGGAUCGCCUCGCGCAUCGCCAAGGAUGAGGGCUGGCUGGCCGAACACAUGCUGAUCCUGGGCAUCACCAAUCCUCGGGGAGUGAAGCGUUACGUGGCGGCGGCGUUUCCAAGUGCUUGUGGGAAAACCAACCUGGCCAUGAUGAAGCCUGCGCUGCCUGGCUGGACUGUGGAGUGUGUGGGAGACGACAUCGCCUGGAUGAAGUUUGACAGCCAGGGUAAACUCAGGGCCAUCAACCCAGAAAACGGCUUUUUCGGCGUGGCUCCUGGCACGUCCCUGAAGACCAACCCUCACGCCAUGGCGACCAUCGCCAAAAACACAGUGUUCACCAACGUAGGCGAGACCAGCGACGGAGGGGUAUGGUGGGAGGGACUGGACCCCCCUGCUGCAGGGGUCUCACUGACCGACUGGCAUGGCAAAUCCUGGAAAGCAGGAGACUCUGCCCCGUGUGCCCACCCCAACUCCAGGUUCUGUACCCCGGCGGCCCAGUGUCCCAUUAUCGACCCCCAGUGGGAGAGUGACGAGGGAGUGCCCAUCGAUGCCAUCAUCUUCGGGGGCAGAAGGCCAGAGGGUGUCCCACUGGUGUAUGAGUCGUUUAGCUGGCGUCACGGUGUGUUUGUGGGAGCCUCUAUGAGGUCUGAGGCCACAGCAGCCGCUGAGUACAAAGGCAAGGUUAUCAUGCAUGACCCCUUUGCCAUGCGCCCCUUCUUCGGCUACAACUUCGGUGACUACCUGGCCCACUGGCUCAGCAUGGAGACCCGCAAGGCCCCCACCCACCUGCCCAAGAUCUUCCACGUUAACUGGUUCCGUAAGGACCCCACGUCGGGCUCCUUCCUCUGGCCAGGCUUUGGGGAUAAUGCACGCGUGCUGGAGUGGAUCUUCAAGCGUUGCGGCCGCGAGAGGGAGGACGAGGCAGCAAAGAAGAGCUUGGUGGGCUGGGUGCCACAGGAGGGAGCCAUCAACCUGCAGGGCCUGGGCAGCAAAGUGGACAUGGGGGCCCUCUUCGACCUGCCCAAGGCCUUCUGGGAGAAGGAGACCCAGGAGCUGCGGGCGUACUUUACCCAGCAGGUGGGAGCCGACCUCCCCCAACAGGUGGAGGGAGAGCUGAAGGCUCUGGAGGACAGGGUCAGGAAUGGAGAGGCAUAGACCCAGAUGAGUCGGGGUUGAAGGGAGAAAGUUUAGACUAUUGGACAUUACACUACACUGAUGUUGCAAUAUGGUGGGGAUGGGUAGGGUGGGGGUAAGAAAAAGUGGCUGACAAACUGAUUGCAGUUUGGGGGGGAACUGCAUUGAGUAUAUGUGGGAAGAUGUAAAGCAAAGGUUCUAAAUUGUAAGAGAAUAAAAUGAUAUGAUGCGACUGCAUCACUAACGAAUGCAGUUCAGUCGCCACUCACUGUCAAUGGAUAUUUGAGUAGAAUCAAUGUGUAGUAAUGCCUUACUGACAUCUUGCAAUGAAGUACAAAGGCAUUGGAUGUUUGUUUACAAGCUAUUAUCCCAAAUAAUAAUCUCUUAUCAUAACAAGGUUUAACAUCCAUAUACAUUUUAACAUUUUGCAGAAUAUUAACUACAUCUUUUGAAAUGCACUGCUGGCCUCUCACUAGUCACUGAGAUUACUGAAUGGCCAUUGGCUUGGAACAUGUGAAGGAAAUACAUCUGAUUGGCUCAGGGAACACCAAAACAUUUUAACUACAUUUUAUUGAGUGAAAGAUUCAUUCGCAGUUUUUGGCAACUUGUAUUGUCUUCAAUUAAAAUGCAUGAUAAUGAUAUGUUUACGUUAUGUUCAAUGUUGGACCAAUAAUACAUUCAAUGGAAAUUUCAUUUAAAUGGUUUAUUACAAUGAAAUUAAUAAACAACCUCAAAAUCUG
Messenger RNA from Oncorhynchus keta (chum salmon), 3173 nucleotides. Its product is annotated as phosphoenolpyruvate carboxykinase [GTP], mitochondrial. Gene Ontology annotation, biological process: response to starvation; cellular response to glucose stimulus; propionate catabolic process. The coding region runs from base 538 to 2454 and encodes 638 amino acids. The record is from RefSeq and is a predicted model, not a curated record. Gene Ontology annotation, cellular component: mitochondrion; cytosol. NCBI's taxonomy places the organism in Eukaryota, Metazoa, Chordata, Actinopteri, Salmoniformes, Salmonidae. Gene Ontology annotation, molecular function: phosphoenolpyruvate carboxykinase (GTP) activity; manganese ion binding; GTP binding. The transcript has 10 exons.